GUGCAAGAACGCGGCUUCGUGAGUGGUUCGCAUAGCUGUCGAUCACAGGCACAACUCUGGGCUUUCCUUUAGCUGUGAAACAGAUCGGUUGCGUAGAGUGAUUUGACUGAGGGAGAGGCGCUAGGCUGGACCAUCAGUGUGCGGCGUCGAUUGUACCCAAACAAGCAUCUAUGCUUCUCUUAUAUUUGGAAAUACUGUAGGAAAAAAGAACCCUCUUGUAUUUUGCAUGCCAGGAACGGAGGAUCCCGUCGCCGGUCAACGGCUGGUUUUGAUUUUUUGCUCCUUGUUUAUCCUUCAUGAUAACACUAAUUGAUACGAGGCAUGUGGAAUUGUAAUAGGAUUACGAAUUGCUUUUCAAUAGUGUUGCUGCUGCUGACGUCAUGGACAAAGAUGUCCCAGUCCUCCGGCUAUUUCGAGCUGCAGCUGAUUAGUGUACAGAAUGUAAACGGUGAGUUGUCGGACGGGGAGUGCUGCGACGGCCGAAGAAACGCGCUGGAUCUCCGCUGUACCCGGGACGAGUGCGAUACUUACUUUAAAGUCUGUUUAAAGGAGUACCAAUCGGAGGUCAAACUCACCGGAACGUGCACCUACGGAACGAAAUAUACGGACGUCCUUGGUGGAAAUAUUUUUUCUUUUAAAAAUACUAAAACAAAUUCAAAUAAAAUGAACGAUGCUGGAAAGAUUGUUAUCCCGUUCCUGUUUGCUUGGCCGCGGAAGUACACCCUCAUGCUGGAGGCCUGGGACUGGGACAACCACACACUCAGCGAUGAGCGUCUGCUGAUCGAGAGGAGCACCCACACGGGGAUGAUCAACCCCGGGGCCGACUGGCAGGCCAUCCCGCACAACGGCGCCACCGCCAGCUUCCAGUACAAGAUCCGCGUCCGCUGCGACGAGAACUACUACGGCAGCAAGUGCAACAAGCAGUGCCGGCCGCGGGACGACUACUUCGGCCACUACGUGUGCGACCAGUUCGGGAACAGGGGCUGCAUGGAGGGCUGGAUGGGCCCGGAGUGUAGAACAGCGAUAUGCAAGCAGGGCUGCAACCUUCUGCACGGUGGCUGCGCGGCGCCGGGGGAAUGCGCGUGCAAGUACGGGUGGCAGGGGCAGUUCUGCGACGAGUGCAUCCCCCACCCGGGCUGCAUUCACGGGACCUGCGUCAAGCCCUGGCAGUGCAACUGCGACAAGAACUGGGGAGGCCUGAUGUGCGACAAGGAUCUGAACUACUGUGGGACGCACCGCCCCUGUACCAACGGAGGGACCUGCCUUAAUACAGAGCCCGAUGAGUACCACUGCGCCUGUCCAGACGGGUACACGGGAAAGAACUGCGAGAUCGCGGAGCACGCCUGCACGUCCAACCCCUGCGCCAACGCGGGCACCUGCCACGAUGUCCAGUCUGGUUUCCAGUGCCAGUGUCCCCCGGGGUGGGGCGGGCCCACCUGUGCCGAAGACUUGGACGAGUGUGCGUCCAACCCUUGCGCCCAGGGCGGGACCUGCGUUGAUGCUGAGAAUGGGUUUGAGUGCCUCUGCCCCCCACAGUGGGCGGGGAAGACCUGUCAGAUAGAUGUUAAUGAGUGCAGGGGGAAGCCUUGCCUAAAUGCUUUCUCUUGCAAAAACUUGAUUGGUGGAUAUUACUGUGACUGCUUUCGCGGAUGGGCGGGACAGAACUGUGAUAUCAAAGUGGACGGUUGCCGUGGACAGUGCCAGAAUGGAGCUACGUGUCAGGAGGGGCCUCGAGGGCACUACUGCCUCUGCCCGCCGGGGUUCGUGGGUAAACGGUGCGAGAUCGGGCGGAACGCGUGCGACAGCGGGCCCUGCCGGAACGGCGGCCGCUGCCGCCCGGCGCAGGACGGCUACGCGUGCGAGUGCCCGGCGGAGUUCACCGGGCCCGCCUGCGAGGUGAACAGAAUGCUGAACCCCUGCAGCCCCAGCCCCUGUCAGAAUGGGGCGUCCUGCCACAGCCUGUCUGGAGAUUACUACUGCGCCUGUACGGAGGGGUACGAGGGGAAGGACUGCUCCCAGCCCAAGGACCACUGCAGCACCGCCCCCUGCGAUGUGAUCGACAGCUGCACCAUCGCCGUGGAGACCAACAGCUCGGGGGACGUGGUGCGGCGCAUCACGUCCAGCGUGUGCGGCCCGCACGGGCGCUGCGUCAGCGAGCCCGCCGGAAACUUUACCUGCGCCUGCCAGCCGGGCUUCACCGGGGCCUACUGCCACGAGAACGUCAACGACUGCGCGGCCUUCCCCUGCCGGAACGGCGGCACCUGCGUCGACGGGGUCAACUCCUUCCAGUGCGUGUGCCCCGAGGGCUGGGAGGGCCGUCUGUGCGACCUGAACGUGAACGAGUGCGGCCGUGACCCCUGCAAGAACGGCGGGCGCUGCGUGGACCUGUUCAACGACUUCUACUGCGACUGCGCCGACGGCUGGAAAGGCAAGACCUGCCAUUCCAGGGAGAACCAGUGUGAUGCCAGCACAUGCCGAAAUGGAGGCACCUGUUAUGACCAUGUUGAUUCCUUCCACUGCACCUGUCCCCCAGGGUGGGGGGGCAGCACCUGCAACACAGCCAAAACCAGCCCAUGUGCAUCAGGCCCCUGCGAAAAUGGGGGCACCUGUGUGGGAGGCGGAGACUCCUUCACCUGCAUCUGCAAGGACGGCUGGGAGGGGCCUACCUGUGGGCAGAACACCAAUGACUGUAAUCCUCACCCCUGCUACAACGGUGGCAUCUGUGUGGAUGGGGUCAACUGGUUCCGCUGCGAGUGUGCGCCAGGAUUUGCCGGGCCUGACUGCCGUAUCAACAUUGACGAAUGCCAGUCGUCACCGUGCACCUACGGGGCCACCUGUGUGGACGAGAUCAACGGGUUCCGCUGCAUCUGCCCGCCGGGCUUGGCCGGCCCCCGCUGCCAGGAGUUUGUCGGAGUCGGGAUGGCCUGUCACCAUGCUGGGCUGCAGUUCCCCCAUGGGACACGGUGGGAAGAGGAGUGCAACGCCUGCCAAUGCAGCAACGGCAAUGUGGGCUGUACCAAGGUGUACUGUGGGCGUCGGCUGUGCCUCCACCAGGGGGCGCCAGACCAGGAUGGUCAGAGCUGCCCUGGGGGGCAGGAGUGUCUCGACCACCCCUUCCUGACCUGCUUUUCCCCUCCCUGCGGGCAGUGGGGCGUCUGCUCCUCGCCUGAACCCCCGCCCGCCGUCCACACCAGGUGCAAGCCUAACACCGGUUACCUGGACAACCAGUGCGCCAGGAUCACGCUCAUCUUCAAUAGGGACAAAGUGCCGCAGGGAACCACAGUGGAGAACAUUUGUGCCGAGCUGCGGUACCUUCCCACGGCUCGAACCCUGGCACGUGAACGGGCCCUGCUCUUGCUGUGCGACCUGUCCCACUCCAACCGGGAUGCCGUGGAGGUGGCCAUGUCCUUCCUGCAGGAUGAGCCGGACUCCAGUCUAAUUCAGGAGGCUGCCAGCGCAAUGGUCAACGCCCUGUCUAUCCGCCACAACAGCACCGUCAUGGUGGCCGCCGUCGAGGUCAAAGUGGAGACUCAAAGUGGUUCCCAGUCACUGGACCCCCUCGUGCCCGCGCUCUGUGCUGUCUUCGUUGCCCUGUGGGUUCUGUGCCUGGCCCUCUGCCUGUGGUGGACGCGGAAGCGGAGAAAAGCGCGCGAGCGAGGUCGGGCGCCGGUCGAGGAGAGCGUCAACAACCAGUGGGAGGCGCUGCGCCCCGUGGGCCCGCGGCACAAGGACAACAGGGACGUUCAGUACGAAUGCAGGAAGCUCAUGAUCUCCCCGAAUAGGACUUGCGAUGGGGAGGAGGAGGAGGAAGAGGAGGAGGAGGAGGAGGGCCCAGCAGGUGGCCAAAUGGAGGUGGACAAGUGCCGCUCCGGCAAACCCCUCCCCAAAACCACGUCACCGGCCAAAACAGAGGUUGUCUACACCAUCAGCACCCCUUCGAAACUACCCCACCGGACGGUCUACAGCCCCAAGGACAACCGCUGUAAAAAUAUCAACACUGUCGCUUCAGGCAAGGAGGUGAAAGAACUCUGCAUAUGAGCUGGCAAGAUGGGACGCAGGAAGGAGGAGACCUAAAUGAAACAUUUCUCUCUGUUAUUUCCAAAAAAUUUCACUGGAAAAACUUUUCUUGGUCUACAUCAUUUCAGGGCACACCGAUGACGCGGAGGAGGAGCGUUUUUGAUUCUCGCGUACCGACUUAAAGAAAACGUCGCUGCUGUUCAGCAGACGUGACGGGAGAUGCCGUGCCAUCAGAAAAAGAACAAACGGCGUGAAGUUGGAGGAAAGGAGGAAUUUUUGUCUGCGGGCCAUGGUGGUUUUGAUUUGGGAGAGGGUCCCCGUCGCCACCCCUCCCGAGCGCAUGUACAGUACUACAGAGCAGGGGCGGUCCCCCCCCCCCACCCCCCGAAAGACUUGCGGCACAAACGCUGACCUUCAAGGACCAAUCAGCCGGCAGCUCGCCCCCUUCCUGGACUGUGCCGUGCUGCCCGCCAGUCUAGUUUGUAUCCGGCAGGACCCUCUGCCUCCAUAGUGGCCUUUCACCUUUUCGUUGUCUUCUCUCAAUGUUUGCAAAAAAAAUUGCAGUAUUUCUGUUGGUUGCAAGUGCCUUCAGUCCCUUGUUUUUCCUAUUGUAAGCAUUCGGAUAAAGGGAAAGCCUCCACGCAGCUUACCAUAUCACCUAAAGGUAUUUGAUUAAGAAAAAGAAAAAAAAAAGUUAAAAGUAUAUGUGUGUAUAUAUGUACAUAAUAGAGGAGCCGCUGUGUAUAUUUGAAUUUGGUAACUUAAGACAGGUCACACUUUUUUAUUAUUAUUGUUAUAAUUAUUGGUUUUUAUGAUUUCAUUGUUUUUUUUUUUUUACUAUGCCAUCCUUUUUUUAUUUAUGCUGGUUGACAAAGGCAUGUUUUAUAGCGAAGAAAUUGUACAGCUCCUCUACCCAACCCUCAGAGCAUUAAUAUAAUCUAUGAGCAUCUUAUUUCUUUUGGUUUUUUUAAUGUUUAUUUUUUUAAAGAGAUGUCAUACUUAAAUAUUGUGUGAUGUAUGCUGACGUGUCCGUUUAUAAGUUUGCUGUCCUGUCCCUGUUCUUGGGGGAAAUCCUGUGGAGUCCCCCAGAAGGCUGUGGGGCCGUGUGGCUGUGUGGCCACUCCCACUUUAGUUUAUGAACCCUGUCCAACGACAUCACACUAACACAUCUGUGAGCUCACUUUUGUUUGCAUUUGGGUUUAAACCGAACGAAGGGAACCCCUCUGAAUUUCUGUUUGCAUUAUUGUUUGUGCUGUUCCGGAACGAGGGCUGACUGGAGACGUCUACCCGAUAAAACAAGUGUUUUACCUCAGAGGUAGUUGAUAUGAUUUUGGUUGUAUGUUUUCUUUUAAAUGUUAGCCUUGAACAGCAUCUCAUUUCAGUAUUUGGGAAAAAAUAAAAGAAUAUUUCAGAAAAUAAAACAAACUGGUUAAACAUGUUGAAAUUAAAAGAAACGUGUCAGUAUGGAGCUGAAUGUUCAAACCAUCAAUAUGCACAAAAAGAUCAUGCAAAAGCCAUUUGGUUUGUUUAGUGGAAUUUUGUUUGUUCUUAAAAAAUAAACCGACAUAUUAAAACAUUU
Messenger RNA from Anguilla rostrata (American eel), 5596 nucleotides. RefSeq names its product protein jagged-2-like. Bases 322 to 4038 code for a protein of 1238 amino acids. The record is from RefSeq and is a predicted model, not a curated record. Lineage: Eukaryota; Metazoa; Chordata; Actinopteri; Anguilliformes; Anguillidae. Gene Ontology annotation, cellular component: membrane. The transcript has 26 exons. Gene Ontology annotation, molecular function: calcium ion binding; Notch binding. Gene Ontology annotation, biological process: multicellular organism development; Notch signaling pathway; cell communication.